GUGCGACUGAGGUCCUGACGCUGCUCAAGUGCCUGCUACGCCCAUACCAGUCUGGCCUGCAGCUGCAGAAGCUGCAGGAGUUGCUGCUGGGGAGACACGGGCUGGAUCUGAAGCGGUUUGUCAGCUCCCAGGGCGAGGAGGACGUGCUCGCAUUCCUGCGGAGGCGCCUGCCCGCGCUGGAGUACAGGCAGCCGGAGAAGGGAGCGAAGUGUAUCGUCUGGCUGGGGACAGGGCAGAAGAAAGGCUCUGGAUCUUUGCCCCCUGGCAGUGCCCGCCCCUUGCCUGGCUCCAAGAGGUGCCUCCUCCCAAUGAAUGCCGCGGAGCGCCCGCCCCCACCCGCCACCGCCUGCCUCAACCCCCGACUACCCAGUGCUACCACCAACCGGCCUCUGCUUCCCAGCCUGCCCUCGGCCCGGGAGCCCUUCCGGGCCCCUGCCGCCCAGGGAAAGCUGGGAAAGUCCCCAGGGGCCAACCCCCGCCUCCCAGCCUGGUUACUGAGCCCACCCCGGCCCACCGGCACCUGCUCAGGCCUGCGAACAGAGGAGGGGACCCACAAGUCCGGGACCAGGCCUGCCAGCGCCCCCUUGGCCCUGCGAGCAGAGGAGGGGACUCAGGAAUUCGGGGCCAGGCCUGCCAGCGCCCCCUUGGUUCUGCGAGCAGAGGAGGGGACUCAGGAGUUCGGGGCCAGGCCUGCCAGCGCCCCCUUGGCCCUGCGAGCAGAGGAGGGGAUCCAGGAGUCCGGGGCCAGGCAGGCCAGCGCCCCCUUGGUUCUGCGAGCAGAGGAGGGGACCCAGGAGUCCAGGGCCCAGCCCCCUGAGGACCUGAGGGAGCUGAAGCGGAAGGUGGGGGCCAUCCUGGCCGGGCACCCCGGGGGCAUGUCCCUCUUCCAGUUCCGUGCCGCGUACAGUGCCGCCCACCAGCACCCGCUGCCCCUGGGCCGCACGGCCUCCACCAAGCAGCGGCUGGCGCAGAUGCCCGACGUGGUGAGGAUGCAGGGCUGUGGGGUGCAGAUGCUGCUGCUGCCAGUGGACCCCGACGGACCCCCCGGGGCAGAGCCUGGUCUCGCCCUGUGGAUCCCACAAGAAGCUGCUGCCCCGGCUGGGGACCUCGACGACCCAUCUGAUCCCCCUCCCAUCCCUGCAGCUCCCAACCUGACUGGGGACCCCGACACCCCAGCUGAACCCCCUCCCACCCUGGCCGAGAUCCCUCUAGUCCUCACAGCUCCCGCCCCAGCUGGGGACCCCGACACCCCAGCUGAGCCCCUUGCCGUCCCUGCAGCUCCCGACCUGACUGGGGACCCCGACACCCCAGCUGAGCCCCCCCCCCCCCCGCCCCCGCCCCCCCCCGUCCUCACAGCUCCCGCCCCGGCUGGGGACCCCGAUACUCCAGCUGAGCCCCCUCCCACCCUGCCCGAGAUCCCUCCAGUCCUCACAGCUCCUGCCCCGGCUGGGGACCCCAAAGUCCCAGUCAAGCCCCCUCCCACCUCCGUGGCUCCGAGAUGGGGGCCGAGCCUCCAGGCCAUGCAGCGCCCAGAGGCCGCCCGACCUGAAGCCAGCUGGGAGUUACCCGACUUGGUGCCCAGCGCCCCCGUGGUUCUCUCGGCAUCGGGGCCAGGCAGCAGCUCGUGGCUCUGGCUUGGGGCAGAGUCCCCCCCCGCCCCGGCUGAUCCCGGAGCUGCUGCUCGCCCGGUUGUGUACCCCCCCCCCCGGGAGGUCCCCCCGGCCCCCGCUGCAGGCCCAGAGCCGCCCUCCCUGUGCCCAGCGGCACCGGGGCCACCCCAGGCCCGACUCAAGCGGGUCCAGUUGGUGCCUCCCUUCCAAGACCACCCUUGGGCUGGGGAUGCCCCUCGGGCACAGCCGGUCCCUAAAGCCGUGGGUCAGAACCAGGGCACAUCAGCGGCUGUGGGAUCCCCUGUGGGCCCGAUCCCUGCAGAUCCAUCCACGGGCCAGGCCGUCUCCCCUGCUAAGCAGCCCUCAGGGGUGGUCCUGGAUCCCCUCCCUCCUCCAGAGGCCAGUGUCUCAGCGACCCCUGAGCGGGGCUGGCCAGACACCGGGCGCCCUGGCUCAGGUGGAGAUAUCGGCUCUCCUGUUGACCCCUUGCUGCGCUGCCAUCCAGCCCAGCCGGUCCCCUCUGCAGGGACGACCCAGCCGGGCCCGUGGGCCGGGAUCCCCUCGGCCCCACCGGCCCACUCGCCGCCACACCAUACCGACACCUGCGUUCUCCUAUAG
Molecule: messenger RNA, 2228 nt
Organism: Terrapene triunguis (Three-toed box turtle)
Lineage: Eukaryota; Metazoa; Chordata; Testudines; Emydidae
Product: basic proline-rich protein-like
Exons: 3
Source: RefSeq, a predicted model, not a curated record